Penicillium crustosum is the source of this 1316-nucleotide messenger RNA. Its product is annotated as SWIB/MDM2 domain protein. Gene Ontology annotation, cellular component: nucleus; RNA polymerase I upstream activating factor complex. The record is from RefSeq and is a predicted model, not a curated record. Gene Ontology annotation, molecular function: RNA polymerase I cis-regulatory region sequence-specific DNA binding. NCBI's taxonomy places the organism in Eukaryota, Fungi, Ascomycota, Eurotiomycetes, Eurotiales, Aspergillaceae. The coding region runs from base 259 to 1089 and encodes 276 amino acids. The transcript is spliced from 5 exons. Gene Ontology annotation, biological process: nucleolar large rRNA transcription by RNA polymerase I; transcription initiation at RNA polymerase I promoter.
CAGGUCUUUGUUUAUUAUUCCAUUCAUAACCUACCUGUCUGCGCACCUGUUUUGCCUGGCCCUUCUCUGUCUCCAAUGCCCCGCCGGUCCUAAGCGCCAGUGCGACUUGAGUAUAGCCCACCUGACAACUCCGAGCUCUCCCUCGGCCAUAUACUCCUCUACAAACCCCGCGAUAUCCUCAAUUGCCAACUGCAAAUCUCAACCCAGCUCGUACGUCUGAACAUAGGCAGCCGAUCUACGUGAUCUACUAGCAACAAGAUGUCGCUGACCUCUGACUUGCGCGACAAAUAUAUCGUUAUAAUUGACGAUAUUUUGGCCAAAAGCGACCUCACCACAAUCUCCGAGAAGCGAAUUCGCAAAGGUCUUCAGGAUGCCGUCGGCUAUGAUCUCACUCCGAUGAAGUCUACGAUCAAGCAGCUGAUCAUGGAACGAUUCGAUCGUUAUGCGGAACAAAAUGGUGUGGGCGGGUCGCCUGAUGAAACUGCCCCAAGCAAUGAUCAACGCGAUGGUGAUUCAGCUUCAGCUGCGGUGCCUUCCCCACCUCCAUCCUCAUCUCCUGUGAAGCGCCAGGCCUCCAGCGACGCUACUUCCGAGCCUGCGAGCGCAUCACCGCCUGCCAAGAAACACAAGGCCGAUACUGAUACCGAUGCGGAUGCGGCGUUCGCGGCGAAGCUGCAAGCUGAAGAGAAUUCGCGCGCGCGACCCACCCGUGGGGGCAACACUCGGCGCGCAGCGCCCGUGAAGAAGAAGAGCAAAGCUAAGACUUCGAAGAGGGUUAAGGCAGAAGAUGAUUCAGAUAUUGGCUCAGGCGAAGAGCCAAAGAAGGAGGUCAACCGUAAUACUGGAUUCCAUAAACCUAUGAACCUUUCCGAACCUCUGUCCGCACUUCUGGGAGAACCCACACUUUCGCGACCCCAAACUGUCAAAAAAGUUUGGCAAUAUAUUCGCGAGAACGAGCUUCAGGACCCCAGUGAUCGCCGCCAAAUCCGAUGCGAUGAUGCUAUGCGUGCUGUCUUCAAGCAGGAUCGAGUCCACAUGUUCACUAUGACAAAAAUUCUCAAUCAGAAUUUGUACAACCCCGAUGAAUAGUUCGGGGGUGACAGAUUGGUUUUGAUCACCAUGGACGAGCAGGCUCCAAACCAAGUCCUGUUGCUUAACGAUUCUCCUUCAUCUUACUUCUUUUCUUGCGAUGCAUGGGGAUGCUGGCGUGAACUUUGAGCAAUUUCCAUUCGCCAUUUUUAUUUGUUUUUGAUUUGACUUGCUUGUGCUCUCCAGCGGGCGUUAGUGUAGCCCUCCAUAGGUGAUUUUAUGCUCUC